GGAGGACCGCGAGGACCGGAGACAGAGAAAGAGACCGGACCGGACCGGACCGGACUGGACCAGGACUCCGUCUGUUGUGAAGAGGUCAGAGGUCAUGUGUCCUCAGAAUGAGCGCCGUCCGUAAACGUCUCAGACUCAGCAGCCCGUCCAGACGGCAGGCCGCCGCCGCCCGCAGGCCGCCGCCACGCCCCCAGGAUGCUGCCGCAGGGGGCGGGGCUACCGCAGGGGGCGGGGCUACAGAGGAGGAGGAGGAGGAGUUCCUGCUGGUGGAGGAAGACACGACGGACUCCAGCCUCAUCAUCACCAUGGAUGACAGUCAGCUGAAGGCGGCGAGGAGGAGAGCUCCACGGAAGAGGAGGAGCAGGAAGGAGGAGGAGGAGGAGGAGAGGGGCGGGGCCUCAGAGAGUGAGGAGGGGGAGGGGGGGCUGCAGAUUGACAGGCAGCUGGACCAAUCACUGGAGACCAAGUCCAAGCAGCACAACCUGACCACGGUCAACGUCCGCAACAUCAUCCACGAAGUGAUCACUAACGAACACGUGGUGGCCAUGAUGAAAGCCGCCAUCAACGAGACGGAGGCGGUCCCUCCGUUUGAGCCGAAAAUGACUCGAUCCAAGUUGAAAGAGGUCGUAGAGAAAGGAGGGGUGAUUCCAGCCUGGAAUAUUUCUCCGAUCAAGAAGACGAGUGACGUCAGGAAGGCUCCUCAGUUUGUGGACAUCCCUUUGGCUGAUGAAGACUCCUCUGAUGAAGAGUACCGCCCAGAUGAGGAAGAGGAGGAUGAGACCGCUGAAGAUACGUUCCAGGAGAGUGACCUGGAGAGCAGCGCCUCGUCUCCUCGAGGCCGUCUGAGGGUGGAGGAGGACAGCUGCAGCCCCUGGCAGACAUCCCGGAGCCGCUCCAGGCGUUUGGGGGCGAGAUCUGUCUCUAUGGGACCGCCCCCUCCCCCCAAAGCCCCGCCCCCAAAAGCAGUGACUGACAGCACCUUCCUGGAGAAACUCCACGCCGUGGAGGAGGAGCUCGCCGUGUGCAUGGAGCCCUUUCAGCCUCUGUCCGAGUCGGAGGACGAGACGGGUCUGAUGGCGUACCGGACGCGGUCCAAGCGUCCUCUACGGGACGUCCCGCUGGGCCGGCUGGAGGCGGAGCUCCGAGCUCCUGACAUCACUCCUGACAUGUAUGACUCAAGCUCCGCCCACGAGGACAGGGACUGGACUGAUUGGCUGAGAGGCCUGAUGACAUCAGAGAUGGACAACGAAGAGGAGUGUGAUGAUGAAGAUGACCCGGAGUAUAACUUCCUGGCUGACAUCGAUGAACCUGAUGUUGAGGAUUACCGUGACGACAAGGCUGUCCGCAUCACCAAGAAGGAGGUGAACGAGCUGAUGGAGGAGCUGUUUGAGACGCUGAAGGAGGACCUGGCGGGACAGGAAGUGGAAGAUGAAGGUCAUGAGGAAGAGGAGGAGCCUGUUCAAACACACACACCUCCAGAGCCACACCACAGCGGCGCGGCCGAUGACGAGCCGGAGGACCGACCAAUCAGAGAGCUGCGUACAGUGAAGCAGCAGCUGGAGCUGAUCAGGAGACGACACACACACACACCGACCAACACACACACACUGACUAACACACACACUCUGACCAACACACACACACACACACUGACCAACACACACACACACAGCGCCGAGCCACACACACUGAGGCUGAACACACAACAGAGGACCCGCCUGAGACAACAGCUGGAGCAGCACGUCCAGCUGCUGACUCAGAUCCACCUGCUGAGUUCACAUGUGGUCAAACUGCAGAGUGAGGCGGAGACCACCAAGCAGUUCCUGUUCGAGCUGGACCUGCUGGCUCAGAGCGGCGAGCUGAUGAUGUCAUCAGGGCGUCCUGGCUUCAGCAGCGUGUUCAGAGCGUCCAACCUGCGGGGGGCGCUGCAGCUGCUGGAGGAGCUGCAGAGGGACCCCCUCAACCUCCAGACCAGGCUCCGCCCACGGGACGCCCGCGGCCACAUGCGCUGUCACCCCGUCCUUCCUGCUGAGCUCUCGUGGAUCUUCUCCACUCGUCCGGUCUUCCUCUACCCGGAGCUGCUGCCGUGUGCCAGUCUGGACCCAGACCUGUACUGCCCCCGCAGGACGGCAGCCUUCACUGCAGCCGAGGACUGUCUACUGGUCCUGGGUCUGAGGAACAUGGAGGGUUCCAGUGAUCCCACUAAGCUGGUGUCCCAGUUUGUGCUGAGGAAGACUCUGGUCCAGGUCCGCCGCCGCAUCCUGCAGUGCUGCCGGCCGGGCGUCCCUGACAACAUCGUCAAGGCCUUCAGGUACCAGCGCCUGCUGAGACCGAUGAUGGUCACCUGUAGACCGCUACACCCUCCAGAGCCCCGCCCCCCCCUGGAGAGAGACGAGACCACCAUGCCCCCCUGGCUGCAGAGGAGUCUUCCUGUCAUCUACUCGUCCAUCAGAGAAUAUAACCGCCUGCCUGGCUCCGCCCCCGAGGCCCCGCCCCCCCACAGGUCAGGUGGUUCUGUGCUUGGCUCCGCCCCCGAGGCCCCGCCCCCCCACAGGUCAGGUGGUUCUGUGCUUGGCUCCGCCCCCGAGGCCCCGCCCCCCCACAGGUCAGGUGGUUCUGUGCUUGGCUCCGCCCCCUGUAAGGCGUACAGCUUCCCGGCGGGGGGGCGGUACCCGCCGCGGCUCCCCGCCGGCCUCGCCUUCAGACGCCUCGGCUUCGUGGCGCUGCAGCAGCCCCGCCCUCCUCCUCCUGGCUCCGCCCCCCUGCCCAGCCCACAGUCUGGCUCCGCCCCUCUCCUGCGGCGCCUCCUCCUCACCCGGACCGACUCCCCCGCUGACAUCACCACCUCCUCCUCCGUCUCCACGACGACCCGGGAGCGAAUCAGACGCCACUAUCAGAGCCUCGCCGGCCUGAGGAGGAGGGGCCGUGACCAAGGCCCCGCCCCCUCUCCGGGGGAGGGUGAUGAUGUCAUCAGGACCAAUGAGGAGGAGGAGGUGGAGGAGGAGAGCGAGGUCGUCCUGGCGCUCUCAGAGUCUGACCCCGAGGAGGCGGAGCCAGAACAGGAAGUGACGCUGACGCCAUCCAGAGCAGAAGAAGAAGAAGACGGGUCGUCCUCGGAGGAUGGCGAGGACGCGGCGUUCGCCGAGGACUACCUGCUCAGAGUGUGUGACGGCGUGGCGGCGAGCGCCGGCGUUCCCGAGCAGCUGCUGCAGGUGCUGGAUCAGACCGCGGCGUUGGGGGCGGAGCUUCUGUACGACGGUCUGAGCGGCGUGCUGCGGCCGUGGCCUCAGCUGCUCCGAGACUUCGCCGCAUUCCUGAACCGACGCCAGGCUGAACGCUGUGGACUGCUGGAGGAGCAGCAGCUGUUUGAGCGCAGUCGGAGGUUCCUGCGGCGCCUGGGGCGGAGCCUGGGAUUAGGCUCCGCCCCCUACCAGCAGGUGGUGUCCGUGCUGCAGGGAAGCUCCGCCCCCUCGCCCCAGGACCAGGACAGGAUCUCGUCUCUGCUGCGUUGCCACGGCGACCUGCACAGGGAAUUCUGGGAGUUUUCCCAGCAGCUUCAUGGCUCCACGGAGACGCACCGCGUUUCCCAGAAUCCUCCUGACGGGGACAGGAAGAGGGCGGAGCUACGGGAGGCGGAGCUACGGGAGGCGGAGCUACGGGGGGCGGAGCCAGAGAGGCCGGUCGGCGCCAAAAACAUCUCCAUGACCUCGAACGGAGAAAAGGUCGUCGUGUGGACACGCGAGGCGGACCGUGCCAUCCUGACGGCGUGCCAGCAGCGAGGAGCCAAUCGGAGGACGUUCCGGCAGGUCUCCGCCCAGCUGGGCAACAAGACCGCCCAGCAGGUGAGCCUCCGGUUCCACGACCUCAUCAACCUGUUCAGACAGUCCACUUCCUGUUCCUCUACGGAUCAGCCAAUCAGCUGAAGGUUCUGAAGGAGCUGAAGGAGCUGAAAGAUCUGAAAGACCUGAAGGAUCUGAAGGUUCUGAAGGAUCUGAAGGUUCUGAAGGAUUUGAAGGUUCUGGAAGAUCUGAAGGUUGUGAAGGAUUUGAAGGAUUUAAAGGUU
This is a messenger RNA of Centropristis striata (black sea bass), 4063 nucleotides long. RefSeq names its product gon-4 like a (gene gon4la). Gene Ontology annotation, biological process: regulation of DNA-templated transcription. Gene Ontology annotation, cellular component: nucleus. NCBI's taxonomy places the organism in Eukaryota, Metazoa, Chordata, Actinopteri, Perciformes, Serranidae. Gene Ontology annotation, molecular function: transcription coregulator activity. The transcript is spliced from 25 exons. Bases 108 to 3923 code for a protein of 1271 amino acids. The record is from RefSeq and is a predicted model, not a curated record.